Molecule: messenger RNA, 720 nt
Organism: Ostreococcus tauri
Lineage: Eukaryota; Viridiplantae; Chlorophyta; Mamiellophyceae; Mamiellales; Bathycoccaceae
Product: UVR domain
Exons: 1
Coding region: 1-720 (239 amino acids)
Molecular function (GO): protein binding
Source: RefSeq, a predicted model, not a curated record
AUGGCGACGGCGCCCGUGACGUUGACGCGGACGACGACGGCGAAUUCGCGAGCUCGACCGCGGGCGGGCGUUCGCGCGCGACGCGGGCGCGCGGCGUGGGCGCGGGCGCGCGGGGACGAUGAUGACGACGAUGAUGAUGAUGAUGGCGACGCCGACGCGUCGACGCGCGCGAACGAGGGCGCGCGCGCGGGUGGAUCGGGACGAGGGAUGGCAUACGUGGACGACGGCGGCGUCGCGCCGACGCUGGCGGAGUACGAGCGCGCGCUCGCGACGGCGGUGCGAGAAGAGCGAUACGAAGACGCGGCGACGAUUCGAGACGUCAUGCGGUCCAUCUCGGACGACGCACUGCGAGCGGUGACGGAGGCGAAUGAACGGUUUUAUCGAGCGUUUCGAUUGGCGAACAGAGACGCGAUGGACGCGGUCUGGACGGAUGGGUCGCACGCGCAGUGCGCGCACCCGGGACAAUCCGUCGCGUGCGGGAAGCGAGACGUCAUGGCGAGCUGGGAUAUCAUCUUCGCCGGCGUUCCCGAGUCUCAGGGCAUCGACGUCACGUGCGUGGACGUCAGGGCGCACGCCGGCGAGGGCUGGGGCGUGGUGACGUGCGUGGAAAAAAUAGGCGUCGGCGCCAGACUCACCGCCGUGAACGUCUUCGAGCGCUCCGAAGACGGCGUCUGGCGCGUCGUCGUGCACCAGGCGCACGCCGUUCGCGCCAUCGGCUGA